AUGCAGAAAGUAUCGGCGCUACUUCCGGCGCAUUACCACACUUCUAGUGCAUCUGCCAUCCCCGAGUUCCAAUCACCCACAUCCUCCUGCACCCACAAAACGCAUCUCAACACCUUCAUUGAGAAGUUUUUGACCAUAGCCGCACGCCUGCGCAAGCGAAAGGCCCAAGAUGAUCUGCCGGUCAAUCCUCCACAGCGACAGAACAAUGCGACAGCAUCGCCGAAGGCGAAAGGCAGCAAGAGGGUUAAAGUUGGCAAUGCUGGAUCAGUUCAACUCCUGAACCCGGCGUGCGCCGCUCAGGGUGCGCGUAUCGAAGCGAUUAGUCUCGCGAUCUCCGACACCCUCGCGCGAAGCCAUAACAUCACUAGCAAUGGGGGUCAAGAUCAGUGCUUAGAGGACGCUGCUGUCGCCCCCACCGACCCUAUCACGCUUGAUCGAAGGAGCGUUACUACUAUUACCACCAAGCCUCCAAAGGUAGCCGCAAACGCAACCAAAGGAACUGUAGCUGCGCCGAAGAAAGCAGAGCCAGAAGGCUCCAAGGAGGAUCAGAAGGGAGCAUCUCCUAAUGAUAGCGCAAACACCGUUCAAACAAACCGUCGCCCACAACGUCAGCGGAAGCCCACCGUUCAAGCACAACAAAAUGACCAAAUGGAAGACCUCAUCACCCCGGAAAGUCGCGACGAGCGGAGAUUGGCCCGAUGGGCGGCGGAAGCGGCAGGUGUACCGACUGAACUCCCGCAGGACAUUCAGCAUGCUAUACAGCAAGAGGCGGCGAGGAAUGAUCUCGAUGCUCAGCGUCCUCAGGAUGCUGCGACGACUCGUCUCGCAGUAGCGCAUGCGACAGCUCUCCAGAGCGUCCGCGCGACAGCAGAAGAUGUGGACUUCCUUCCCCAACCCAAUCAGAAAUGGCCACAACUGACUAUCGCCGCGCCGGAUGGGCCACAGCCCAUUGUUCUACCAAAUCAUCCAGACGGUUAUUCUGUCGCUCUGAGAUAUGCCAUGCAGAUGGGAAAGGAACUCCAAGAGGCCAACGCGAUCGGCAACCAUUUCGAGAAGGACUGGACCGUCGGACGCUACCUGGAAAACGUCACCUUCAUCGAGCAUGCGCACAUAUGGAUUCCGGGGUCGGGAGAAGGCCUCACCCGACCGAUCGAUCUUCUGCUUGGGCUUAGUGACCACAACACCAAGAUGACCGUCGUCAAUGACGGCCGUCUCCAGCGUGGCGGUCUGGGAGACGGCGUCAUGGCCGAUGCGAACGGCCAACUUGUUGGCACAUGGAAGUAUCGUCCUCUGACCACAACGUACAAGCCAUGUGAAGCUUGUCAAAACCUGUACAGGAAGAACAAGCAAUUUGAGAAGGGCGACCCUCGAAUAGUCAAGCGAUGCCACUUCGCUUGCCAGUAUCACGAAAACCCAAGGCAGGACCUGGUCGUACACAGCGGCAGGUAUCGUGCCGUGUCUUUUCAUGACGUUCUUAAGCUGCCCAAGCGAAUGGUCAUAUCUCCAGACGACUUGCGCGAGCUUGGGACUAAGUACAAUCACACCGAGGCAGUACUGAACGGACGUGCGGCAGAGGACAUCAAGAAGAAUGCGCGUUCGCGAAAGACAGAUAUUGCGGAUCCUGACCCUCGAGUGCUCACAGAUGGAGAUCCAGUGCAAGACGAGCAGGAAUUCAUCUGGAUCAAGAUACACUGCUGUGAAAAGAUGAUCCCACUUCUUCAGCGUGUGAAAAAUCAAAUUGACCGAACAGCGCCUGAGAAGCGACGUUUCAUGGUCAUUCCCGCAAAUUUCGCUGGGACUAGCGAGGCUCUGCCUAGGAUGGCUAUCCGCGACGUGUACGGCAAAGCCUCUGGGGACGAACUGAUGAUCGAAAUCCAACGACAGCCUAUAUUGAUGAUACCGAUCGUUCUUGAGGGUCUGCACAAAAAGCUAGAGGGUCUUAAAAAGAGGAUCCAGGAGCUGCAGCCCGAUUGGAUCGAGGAGCGUCAGGAUCACCUGGACCGCCUGGAGAGCGAGUUUACCAAGCAACAUGAAGAGGCUUUGAAGACGAGGAAACGUGACAAUGCAACUAUUGCGGGAGAGAGGCGUCGCUUCACCACUCAACAGGCCGCAUAUGAAGCCCGCAUGCUUGCACAGGUCCGGAUCAUCGAAGAGAGUGUCAGAGUUCAUAAAAAACGCGUAGGGUAUGAUGAUCCUCUGCCAAUGUCGCUGCCCCCUCAGACCCACAACCAAAGCGGACCUCGAUUUGUUGAUAAAAAGGUGCCAUCAUCCUUGGAUCAGUUCACGGAGUCUUACGACCGGCGAACGUCGUUUCCUCAGACACAAAACCAAAGCGAUCCUCGCUAUGUGGACGACAGGUUGGCCCACGGCUCGAAACACUUCACCGCGUCCUACAACCGAGCGGUUAUGAGUAGCGUACACUAUCAGCUAUCGGAGGAAGAGGAGCGCAUUCAGGAGACACAGGCCACGCUUGCUAUUGAAGAUGCCAACACUCUGGGUAAAAUCGCACUGGGUCAUGCCGGUGCAAGUCAGAAAUCCUACGCAGAGCGGUUCUCCGAUAUGUUCAAACAUCUGUACCCAUUCGAGGAGCUACCUAAUACCUUGCCUACGGGCCCACAUAAUAAGAACUUUUGUACCUUGGAAGACAGUUCCUUUUCUACGCGGAUCCCUGAAGUCCGAGCGGACAAUCCAACCACGCCCGCUGCUGAGACUGUUACCCUGCCACCAGCUGGUGGUCCGUUGGCUAGCAACGCUGAAGGGUCUUCUGAAGAGAUUGAGGCUGCUGUUGAAGCAGUGGAGUCCACUGACCAGAACGCAGAAACUGGUGGACCCGACCUCGAUAUCCAGUACUCUUCGAACGUGCUCACAGAGGGUACAAGCAAUGGACUCGGCAGGAACCUUCGCAAGAGGAAGAGGGACUCAUUCCUCGAAGGAGUCGACGAAGAGUCCGAUUCACCAAACAACCGAACGAAUGACAACGAUAGUAGUCAUGAAUCAAACGUCGGCCAAGAUGACACACGAAAUGAAAAAGGCGUUGGAAGGGCACUCAGGCCCCGUGGAGUUAAGAUUGCCCAGGCACCAGCCCACAAGAAAGCCCGGAUGGACACCUCAUCCUUCCAAGCAGGCCCUGCCGGUGAUGCGAAAGACGUCUCCCAAGCACUGGAAGACAACUCGGUCGGCGCAGCAAGCGCCUCAAAACAGGUAAUCCCCAAAGUCGAAGGCGAUGAAGACGAGAAAGUCUCAGAUGAGGAUAAGAAGAACUGGGAGGUACUAGACGCCGACGAUCCCGCCUACGAGCGAGACCAACCAAGGGAGAUAGUUGUCCGCCGGAGGCAUAAGAUCACCCAGGAAGUGGUGGUAUGGCGAUACAAGCACGCAGAUCAAGUGGAUUGGUCCGACCAGAAUUGGAUCACCUUUAUCAACGGAUGGCGACGCCAAUACAUCCGUCGUUGUGGUGGCAGCCACAUCGUUGGCUAUGACCGCCGUCCGUGGACUCAGGAGGAACUGGAUUGGAUCGAGGCGGAGAUCCGAAAGGAGGUUCGAAAUAGGGCUGGGGGCGAAGAGGCAUUCAGGUCUCGUCCUGGCUGGGCAGCAAUGUUUAGGCGCUUCCAGGCGAAAUUUGGAGAGAAGACGCGCACGUCAGCGGGGUUCAACACGAAGUGCACCCGCUUCAUGAAGGAGUUUAAGAAUGAUGGCGGCGAGAACGAGCAGGAUGCUCAAAGAGAGACUGACAGCGCUGAUCUCAGGGAUCCUAACAACAACUCCGAGUCCACGAGUUUCGAGGGCGGCAUUAGCACCGAAGAUGCCACGAAUGACGAGGAUACUACUGCUCCUACUGAGCAUACUAUUCUUGUUGGGUCUGGAGCUAACACCGCUCCUACUCCCCCAAUAAUCACAGCUCGUCGAGAUGGAGAGCGCUUUGUCUUCGUGAUUCGGGAGUGGAGCUCUGCCGGUCGUAUUGAUAGUGAAAACGAGGGACAAUCACUAAACAACGCCCACUUGAGAACAAACAACACUACUAGCAGAAAGCGAAAGCGCGUCGAGGACGCCAACGACAGCUCUGUCGCUCCAGAACAUCGUCUUAAGAGAUCAAAGACUGAGAACAUCUCGGAUCGAGACAAGGAGAUGGAGGAUCGGGGUGCUGGGGGUGAAGCGGGUAGAGAAAACAUAGAGGAAGAGCCCUAA
Mytilinidion resinicola is the source of this 4185-nucleotide messenger RNA. RefSeq lists its product as uncharacterized. The transcript has 5 exons. Bases 1 to 4185 code for a protein of 1394 amino acids. The record is from RefSeq and is a predicted model, not a curated record. NCBI's taxonomy places the organism in Eukaryota, Fungi, Ascomycota, Dothideomycetes, Mytilinidiales, Mytilinidiaceae.